Messenger RNA from Scylla paramamosain (green mud crab), 1039 nucleotides. RefSeq lists its product as uncharacterized. The coding region runs from base 32 to 826 and encodes 264 amino acids. The transcript has 2 exons. Lineage: Eukaryota; Metazoa; Arthropoda; Malacostraca; Decapoda; Portunidae. The record is from RefSeq and is a predicted model, not a curated record.
UACACACAUACACACACACAGUCACGGAGGCAUGGCGUGGACGGCCGGAGCGGUGGCGGUGCUGCUUGUCACGCUGCUCAUGAGCAGCUCAAGUGUCCAUGGAGACGAUCCUCACAUAAACUCCGCGACCAAAUCUGAGGUCCUGUUCCUGAAACCCACAGCUAACCGCAAGGAAAUCAUUGUCAUAGCUGAGGACAAGUGGGGAAGUCAAGCAUUCAAAGUCACUUUCAUGAAGGAAAAAUGUUUCCCAUCAUACCCUACGUGGCACUUCACACAGGUCAACGUAACCAAGGUAAUACCUAGAGCGUUGCAUCUCAAUAUGAGUGUUGGUACCUGUGAAGUGAACUGCGCGUGGAAAGAUCAACAAAAAGAUUCUGACACCGAAAAGGUUAAGAAUAUCAUAGUCACUUGUCUUGGCUUUGAGAAUUACACCAAGACGCCUAGACAACUGGUGGACCUUAAUAAAUAUACUUUCACCAACUGCACCAAUGAACUCCGUGAAAAACGUGACCAACCACCCUGUUCCCCAAGUGCCAUUUCAAUCACUGUCUCUCCAAAGACUGCCCAAUCCAAGGGUGCACCAUCCCAUGAUUUGCCCUCCAAAACCCCUCCCCACGGACGUCUCUCUAAGCUGGGGAUUAUCCUGCUGAUGGCGCUGGUGGUGCAGGUGUUGGGCACGGCUGUGAUGGCCGUGAUAGUGGUGGUGGUGAUACGCAGGGCUUCCAGGACAGCCACCAUCAUCAGACUUGACACGAAUGAGGAACUGCAGGAGGACAACAUAUCAGAUGCUUCCAGGCCUGCCAAAGACACCCACGAGCAAGAGUAACAACCAACACUUCCAACAGGUCUCUCUUGCUCCUCCUCCGUGCUGUUCCUGAUGAGGCUGAAGAGGUUAGGGUUGUAUUAGCACUACCACAUAGCAACUUUUUUGUUCACAUAAUGACCCUUGCAUUAUACAGAGUAACAGUAUUAUAGUAAUGGUGCUUACUGUUGUUGGUGUUGUAAUAAUUAUCUUUAUUAUUAUUAUCAAAUGGCAAAA